GUGACAGUAGACAGACAAGGCUGUUGGACUGGGCUGGAGGAAUACACGCAGAUACACACCAGAAGAUGUCUGGGACACCACCCCCAGUACGUCCUAGGAAGCCAUCAGGUGUUAGAGUCAUGCCCCAUGAUGGUCAACUUCCUUCCCAUGGCUACGCAAAGGAGUUCAAAGUGAAGGGGGCCAGUAGUGAGCCAAAACACACAUCUCGAGAACAUGCAGAGAGAGAGGUGGAGAUCCUAAACCACUGCAUUGAUGACGUGGAGCGCUUCAUGGGCCGCCUGCAGCAGGCUGCUGAGGCUCAGAGCAUCCUCAACCAGAGGAAGAGGAAGAGCAGAAAAAGCAAGAAGAAAGAGAAGCAGGAUGAUGAUUUGCUGACCCUGAAAGCCUGCCCUCCACCUACGGAGGAGUUUGUUGACAUUUUUCAGAAAGUCAAGUACUCCUUCUGUCUGCUGGACCGCCUGAAGUCGUCCAUCACAGAGCCCUCUUCUGGGGAGCUGGUGCAUCACGUCUUUAUUCCCCUGGGCCUGAUGGUGAAGACUACUGGUGGGCCAGAGAUGGGGGCGACUGUGGUCAGUCCAGCCCUGACCAGUGGUGCUGUGUCUCUACUGCAGAAGCACCUGACCGACGACGAGAAGGAGCUCUGGACCUCCCUAGGGCUUAACUGGACCUUACACUGCUCCCAGCUUGUUGAGUCUGUCCCUCCAUACUCACCUGUCUUUCUGGAUGGAUGGCAGCCUAAGGCCUUUGACCCAGAAGGUAAACUUUGGGAGGACCCAAUCAAGUCACAGCACAAACAGGAUGCUCUUCAAUACAGUGUAGAGGACCCUCCUGGUCAGGCUGAGGAAGGACCCAGCUCAGUCCAGCACACUGACGAAUCAGAUGGCAGUGAACUUCCACCUGAGGGCGAGAGGAUGUUCAGCUGCAGCUACGGCUUUGUUGCCAGGAACAGCAGUGAACUCUCCGUGCUGCAGGGAGAAACUCUGGAGGUGAUUGAGUCGUCAAAGCGUUGGUGGAAAUGCCGCAAUAACUUUGACCAGAUUGGGUUUGUUCCCUUCAACAUUCUGGAGCCUCUGUCUGCCCUCAACAACAACCAUAGGGAUAGCCCAGUGGCACUCAGACAGUCCAAGAAGAUGCCCUUCGCCCCUACAAGGCACUUCUCCUACACCCCCUCCAGCAGAGAAGGGGCCAACCUCCUCGCCGUGCCCCGCCGUCCUCAAAGCAUGUCCCCCUCCACCAUGACAGGGGACAAAGGCUUUAUGGUGAACGAUGAGCUCCUCCAGCGGCUGGCCAACGGCAGGGCGGGCUCCAUCCGUCCCCUAGUGAUCCCCCGCACCACAGACACCUCGGCCCCCCUGGACUACCACUCCCCUCCUGCUGAGGUAGAGGGCUGGCUGAGAGGGAAGGGCUUCACUGAGCCGACAGUAACACUGCUGGGGAGACUCACUGGUGCUGAGCUCUUUGCCCUGAGUAAAGAGGACCUGCGUAUGUUUUCACCAGAGGAGGGUGCCAGAGUGUACAGCCAGAUGAUGGUGCAGAAGGCUUUACUGGAGGAUGUCCACACAUCUACAGAGCUGGAGACAAUGAUGGAGAAACAGAAACAGAAAGCGGACUUCCAGCUGGAGAGCAGGAGGCUGUGACCAAGAACAAGCUAUACACAUGUAUAUCACUGAUACACAGAUAUCACUGGUUGAUGGACGCCAACACAAUAACAUCACUGUCACUGAUUAAGAGGACACACACACUCAAUAACAUUGUCUGUAUGGAGACUCUGAUACAGAGAUUUCACUUUUAAAGGGUAGUUCACCCAAACUAUAAAAUGACUUGGUUUUCUUAAGGCGUCCGCAUGCUUCCCAGCCAAAAUAGUUUGAAAGAGUUUGUGCAUAUAUUAUGAUGACAUUUUGUGACGUUGUUUGUUUUGGACGUUGGUGAGUGUUUUUUAGGCUGUUCAGGCACAACAUUUUUCUGGAUGCAAGCAGAAGUUUUGAGCCUUAGUCUACGCCUCUUCGUUGGUGAUUGGUCAACAGUAGGGAUUUUUCAA
Molecule: messenger RNA, 2038 nt
Organism: Salvelinus namaycush (lake trout)
Lineage: Eukaryota; Metazoa; Chordata; Actinopteri; Salmoniformes; Salmonidae
Gene: eps8l1a
Product: eps8 like 1a
Exons: 15
Coding region: 66-1637 (523 amino acids)
Biological process (GO): positive regulation of ruffle assembly; regulation of Rho protein signal transduction; Rho protein signal transduction
Cellular component (GO): plasma membrane; ruffle membrane; vesicle
Molecular function (GO): actin binding
Source: RefSeq, a predicted model, not a curated record